AUGCUCUACGAACUGGUAGCCGUGGUCCGGCCGGGCAACCUUUCUCAUGUCAAAGAAAUCGCUCGGAUUGCAGGCCAGCAAGUUCUCGAUAAUAGAGGUGUGAUUCGUGGCCUAAAGAACUGGGGACAGUUCGAUCUCCCUCGCCCAACGACGAAACAUCAAACCCAGCACCACCAAGGGCAUUACUUCAUCAUGCAAUUCGACGCUCCAGUCAAGGUUCAGCAAGAAGUUCGGCGGAUGUUGAGUCUCGACCCGCGUAUGAUUCGGUUUUCUGUGGUCAAGAUUGGCGACAAAUUGGGUGGCGUAAAUGGUGCGAUCGAGGAACAGACGGGUGAUAUUCCCUGGAAUUCAACAGCACAAAGCGCAGACGGGCUGUCCGGCGCACUUUUCGAGCCCAAGUGGGUGAGAGGCUUGUCGCAGUGA
Molecule: messenger RNA, 423 nt
Organism: Exophiala dermatitidis NIH/UT8656
Lineage: Eukaryota; Fungi; Ascomycota; Eurotiomycetes; Chaetothyriales; Herpotrichiellaceae
Exons: 3
Coding region: 1-423 (140 amino acids)
Biological process (GO): translation
Cellular component (GO): ribosome; mitochondrial small ribosomal subunit
Molecular function (GO): small ribosomal subunit rRNA binding; structural constituent of ribosome
Source: RefSeq, a predicted model, not a curated record